AGCUCCUAGAGGGACGCGUUGUGAGGUCCCUUCUCAGCCAGGAGCCGGGGCUCCUGUGGGCUGGGGCCUCACCGCUGUCCCAGUUCCCUCCCUGCUGCCCCUGGACUGUGCUGUCCUGGCCGGCAGGGAGGUAGCUCUGUCGCCAGUGUCCCCUGGGUGAGAGCGCUGAGUCCUCAGUGACGGCUUCACUGAGAUGUGAGUCGCACGCCCUCGGGUCACCCUUGGAAACAGCUGCUUUAUCACCGGUCCCCUGGGAACAGUCCCUCCCCAGACCCACCCUUAGGCACGCGCUGUCUCCUGUCCCUGUGGAUGCACAUGGGCUCUGGGUAUUUCACAACAGCGGUCACCCAGGGUGUGGCCUUCAUGUCACUUGAUGUCAUGGCACCAAGGUUCCUCCACACCGUACCUUGUGUCAGUGCUUUGUUCCUUUUCUUGGCUGAAUAAUACUCUACUGUGCAGUUGGGCGUCGUAGUGUACACUUGUCACUCAGAGGUGGCUGAGGCAGGAGGUUCGACACAAGUUUAAGGCCAGCCUGGACUGCAUAGUGAGUUCAAGGCCAGCCUGAGCUGCAUGCCACUAGGUGGUGCUGUGGCUUGGGUAUGGUGUUCGUGGGUCCCCAAAGGCUCCUGUGUUGAGACUUGGUCCCCCUGUGGUGUGCGAGGUAGCCAUGGAAGAAGAGGCCCUGCAGGUGUGAGCAGUCCCGUGUGGAUCAGUGCUGGUCCCGGGGCACUUGUCCUGGAGUGAGGCUCCCCGGCCUGAGGGACACCUGGUGGUGGUACGGGCACGCCCAACACCUUCCCCUUCCCCAGACAGCUCCCGCCCACCAUCCCAGGCAGGACAGGCCAGCCUCCUUCCCACAGGCCCACUCGGGGCUGCAAGGCCUCCAGGGACCCGACCUGUCCCCGCCUGGCUGGCAUCAGGCAGCGUAUCCCCGGCACCCCAUUCCCCACCCGCACCCCGGCAGCGUCCUUCCUCUGCAGCUGUGGUGGGGACAGGAGGGGCAGGGACUGGCGCCCCUUUCUGGGAAGUGGACCUGAGCAUGGGAGCCCCAGCCCCCAGGGCUGGGCAGCCAGGCCGAGCUGCAGUUCCCAGGACUCAGCCCCGCAGGCAGCCACCCCCCUCCCUGGUAGACUUCCUCCCCACGGCAUCGGGAGCCUGGGGCCUGUGCUGGGUGGGGCGUCCCUCCUGUUGGCCUGGUUUUUCCUUUGUGCAGCACUGGGCACUGAACCCAGCACCUUCACUUUGAGCUAUGUCCCAACCCUUUGUAUUUUUUAUUUAAGGCGGUUUUGCUAAAUCCCUAAAUUGCUGACGCUUGCGACCCCCAUGCCUCAGCCUCCCAGAAUGCUGGGGUCACAGUUGUGCACCCCUGUGCCUACUUCCUGUUGUCGCAGGGGACAAAGAAAUGUGCUAUCCUGCCCAAGCCAGGAGGGGGAAGUGAGGCCCAGAGACGCAGAGCAGCUCCUGCGAGGCCACCCAGCCGGGUCUGCCCGUCCCUUGCUUGGGUCCCGUGGAUGCACGGCCCUUCCCCCCGUGGGGCGCAGCUGGGUGUGACAGACAGGGUGUGGCCGCCACAGGAAGCCGCCUGCAGCCCUGGCCCUGCACCACCUCGGCCGAGGGGCCAGGGCCCCACACUUCCGUCAGUUAGAAUGGGAAGAAAAGGGGACCAGACCACGCAGCUGCCAGUCUUGGUGCUGCCCGACGGGUGCUGGCAUCAGAGCACACUGCAGGCGCCAGGCCCACGGCCCACCCCAACCAUGGGUGCCCACCCGCCCUCGGUGGCCCGGCCACUUAUGGGCAUCUCAAGACAGCCACCCCUCCCAGCAGCCGCUCAGGUGCCACAGGCAGGUGGCUCUCUCAGCCCCGCGGCUGCAAUUGGCCGUCACUGCUCAAACCAGGAACAGUGGGGGACAGCACCGCCCCAAGACAGUGACGUGCAGACCCUGAAGAGAAACUCGCACCUGCAGCACAGCCAGCACCCUGGCCCCGGGCCCCGGGGACGUGUCCCCAGGUACGUGUCCCCCUGACAUGGCCCCGGAGCCCCAGCCUGGCCAGAUAGGCAGGCCUGGGCCACGAGGGCGCAGGGGCCAGGUGGGGAGGAGCCUGGGGUCCCAGGGGAGGGGACCCUGGCAGGUAGGGCUGCUGGGCUUGCAGGGGCAGCGUCUGCACAGCGUAUGAGAGGCCUGGGUUCUCCAGCUCCACGAGGGAUCAAAAUCUAAAAAUUAAAUCUAAAAACAAGAAAACAGCUCUGCAGGGACAGGGCACCCAGGUGGGUGGAGGAAGCACUGCGAAGGUGCAGGAACACAGCUGGGUCAGGCCGGGCUGGGGGAUCGGGCCAGGGCGGGGGCCAGAAGGUGGUGAGUCCCUUCCUCCUUACCCUUGCUCGGUACUCACCCCUAGUUACCAGUUGCUAGUUACCCAUCGCUAGUUACCUGUAAUUAGUUACUGGUUGCUAGUUACCAUUGCUAUUUACCCCAAAGUUAUCCACCUAGUUUACCCCUUGCAAUUACCCGCUGCUAGUUACCCAUCAAUGGUUAUACGCCCUUCCAACUUCCUCCAGGCCCAGCCAAGCCCAGGAAUCCAGGAUCAGGGUGGGGGCCCAGCAAGCCCUCUGUGGUGGAGACAGCAAAGACACCCCAUUUCCACGGGGUCAUGGCUGGGCCGGGGGGGCAACCGUGGGACAAUGAGGGAUGGGGAAAGUGCCAGGGCUUCAUCUGGGGAAGUGGUGGACAGGCUGCCUGGAGGGGGGCACAUUUGUACUGAGUUUUAAAGGGUCUGUAGGAGUUUUCCAAGGUGGGAAAAAGAAUAAGCUUAGAAACAAGCCAAGCCAGUCAUGACUAGGGUUCCUGUAAACUGAACAGUCAGACGUGGCUAUAGAGAGGUGUGUCAUUGAGGCCCGGGUAUACGGUCUGAGAAAUGUCGCCAGGCGACUGUCACCGUGCCAGUGUGGUAGCAGGCAUUUGCACACACUGAGGUGAGCCAGCCAGCUCCGCGGCCCAGCUGUCGCUUCCAGGCUCCGGGCCUGCCCGGUGCGUUGGUGCCACAGGCGCUGGGGUGCCACUGCACUGAACGCUGGCCCUGAGUUCAUCCCAGCACCCGCUGCCAAACAACGAAAACAGAAACCCUUCCCGGUGACAUGACUGGGCCCAAACUGCAGCCAAACUCUAGGCAUCGGAACAGGCCCCAGGGCAGCCCCGGCCACCUGCCCUGGGCCGGGUCCUGGUGGGGACAGCACCUGCUGGUGUCAGGGGACAGGUCCUGUCUGCUUCAGGAUUCCUGCAGCGCAGGCCCUGCCCCCUGCUCCCCUGAUGCAGGAAGGCAGUGCUGACCACGGGGACCCUGUGAAGGUCUGGGGGGAUGCGGCUGGGUGGGCUGGGCACAGGGCCCCUGCGGGGUCAGAGCCAAGGGUGGCACCAGGUCCGCAGGGCACUGUCUUGUGUCUGGGUUGGCAUCACGUCAGCACUGCUCACAGUUACUGUGCUUUCUUGUCCCCAGCCCCAUCACUGGUCACACAGCCCAGCCUCAGCUGGAGCUGAAAGCACUCUGGGAGGCUGAGGCAGGAGGAUGCAAGCUCCCGCCCAGCCCAGGGGACUUGGCCACCUAGUGAGACCCUGUCUCCGAAUAGAAAGGGAAAGGGCUGGGGUGGAGCUCAGGGCCAAGGCCCCAGGCUGCAGCCCAGGGCUGCACAGAAGAGUAAGGGGGGCCUCCGGCCAUGCCUGCCUCCCUCCCUGCCUCCCCAGUGCCCUCGCUCCCUGGAAGCCAUGGCAGGGCCUGAGAGGCUGCCCCCGCCACUGCCUCCUCGCCUGGACUGGUUUGUGCAGACCCAGAUGGGCCAGCUCGCCCAGGAUGGCGUCCCCGAGUGGUUCCACGGCGCCAUCUCCCGAGGGGAUGCCGAGAACUUGCUGGAGUCGCAGCCACCGGGAUCCUUCCUCAUCCGGGUUAGCCACAGCCACGUGGGCUACACCUUAUCCUACAGGGUGCAGGGCCGCUGCCACCACGCUAUGGUGACUCUGCAGGACGACGGCCGCCUGGUGCUGCUGGGGGACGACGCGGUCCACGCCUCGCUGUGCGCCCUGGUGGCCUUCUACCAGCGCAGGCCCCUGCGGCCGCACGGGCAGCUGCUCACGCAGGGCUGCGGGCAGAAGGAUCCGGCCACCGUGGACUACGAGGACCUCCUGCGCUACGCUGCCGCCCUGGCCCAGGACACCACCAGCCCAGAGCCCAGCCCUGAAGAGCAUGAAGGGCCCUGCUCAUGCCCAGAGGGUCCUCCAAAGCCCGCCCUGCUCCACCAGCUGAAGGAAAAGGAGGUGUCUACAGAGGAAGUCCCCUCCUCCUGCUCUCCAAGGGUGCCUUUGCGGGGGGCUGGCCCAAAACUCUGGAAGAACCUCAGGGCGCUGCCCGAGACGGGCCGGAGGGUCCAACAGCAGCUGAAAGGCUGCCUCGCAGCUGUGAGCCUCGCGUCGCUCUGGGAUGCACGGCCAUCAGCGGUGACCCACAGCUCCAAGGCCAGGGCCCCUUUUGUGGCCACAUCCCUGGAGAACCCCCCACAGCGCCAGGUCCUGAGCGACAGGGACACCGCCUCCAGGAAGGCCACCAGGCCUACCAGCUGGAGCGGGGCGACCCCAGGGGAGCGGGGCUGGCACCAGAAGGUCGUGAGGGCUCUGUCCUUCCAGCCAUCCGAGCCGAAGCCGAGGGACUGGCUCCCCGAGGAGUACCUGCAGCCCCCACCCUUUGCACCCGGGUACUGCUAGGGGCUCACCAGCCGGGAGCCUGGAGGACUCUCACUGCCAGGUGGCCACGCCCCGCGCUUGCCCUGCAGGACCCAGGGAUGGGGUGCAGGGCGUGGGGUCUGAUCCCGCUGGGCUGGUGACCAUCAGUGUCACAGCGGUGGGGGUCCGCUCCCUGCCCAGCCCAGCCCGGCCAGACCUUCCUUGUUGGCCACCACUGCCCUUGGUACCCACAGUUCUGAACUGUGGGUUCAACCGCCCUGCGUGGAAAACGGUCCCUGAAAACUUCGCACAGGCUGGGUGUGGCGGAGUGGGUCUGUUGCCCCAGCACUCUGAAGCAGGAGAAUCUCCCAGAGUUCGAGGCCAGCCUGGACCACACAGCGGACCCUGCCCCAGAAAACCAAAAAAUAAAACUAAAACCUUUGCGAGUGUG
This is a messenger RNA of Heterocephalus glaber (naked mole-rat), 5157 nucleotides long. NCBI's taxonomy places the organism in Eukaryota, Metazoa, Chordata, Mammalia, Rodentia, Bathyergidae. The record is from RefSeq and is a predicted model, not a curated record.